AUGACCUGGGUCAUUCCCAAUGCCCUUGAGAACCAUGAUCUUACAACCACAGCGUGGUAUUUACCCACGCGCCUGCCUCCGUAUCCGCCUUCACGCCCGGAACUCGAGGAUGAUGAAGAUCAGGAAGGGAGGAUGGCUUCAGUAGAUUAUAUACCGAGUUUGUUUGAUGAUCUUGUCGUGCAAGGCGUGCCUGCGAAGAGGAUUGUUGUGGUCUGCUUCUCCCAGGGCCAUGCUAUGGCUUUGUUGACUGGGCUUGUAUCAAAGUAUUCGGGGAGACUUGGGGGACUAUUCGAACUAUCUGGCUAUCUUCCACUGGCUGAUCGCAUACCGACGCUGCGAGAAAAAGCCGGAUUACUGAAGGAUGUGAACGAUGAAGUAGAGGUCUUUCUAGCAAGAGGAACAAGUGAUAAAUUGAUUCCUAAACGGCAUCAUUGA
This is a messenger RNA of Bipolaris maydis ATCC 48331, 435 nucleotides long. RefSeq names its product acyl-protein thioesterase. NCBI's taxonomy places the organism in Eukaryota, Fungi, Ascomycota, Dothideomycetes, Pleosporales, Pleosporaceae. Gene Ontology annotation, cellular component: cytoplasm. Gene Ontology annotation, molecular function: palmitoyl-(protein) hydrolase activity; carboxylic ester hydrolase activity. The record is from RefSeq and is a predicted model, not a curated record. Gene Ontology annotation, biological process: protein depalmitoylation.